Tilletiopsis washingtonensis is the source of this 1336-nucleotide messenger RNA. RefSeq lists its product as hypothetical. Bases 55 to 1164 code for a protein of 369 amino acids. NCBI's taxonomy places the organism in Eukaryota, Fungi, Basidiomycota, Exobasidiomycetes, Entylomatales. The record is from RefSeq and is a predicted model, not a curated record. The transcript has 4 exons.
CUCCCCUCCACAUCCCUUUCCCCUCCUCGCCCUCUUCUCUGCGUGCUGGGCGCCAUGCGUCGCCUUCUCCUGCUCCUCGCAGCCGCAGCUGCAGCAAUCACCCACGCUCAGUCGCUCCCUCGCAUCCUCCUCUUCACCGCCACCGCCCCGGGCGCCUAUCGGCACUCCUCCAUCGACACUGCCGUCUCCACUAUCCAGACGCUCUGCGAGGGCAGGUGGGAGGCUAUCGUGUCGGAUGACGCCGCGGUGAUGGGCCAGCUGCAGGGGUACAGCGUCGUGGUGGGAGUGAUGAAUACCGACGUCGAUCCGCCGGCCGUCGGGCCGCUGCUCACGGCCUCCCAGGCCGCCUCGCUCGCCGACUACAUCGAGCGCGGCGGCAGCUUUCUGGGCAUCCACAGUGCCGCCAACUGCAACUACGGCGUGCCCUGGUACGGCCGCCUCGUCGGCGCCUUCUUCGACUAUCAUGCGCCCGUGCAGAACGUCACGGUGCGCGCGCUGACGAGGGAGCACGAAAGUACGAGGCAGUGGGAGGGAGAGGUGGGCAUCUAUGAGGAGAUGUAUCACUUCCGCACCGACCCUCGUUCUCUUCCUUCCUCGGCCACCGUGCUCCUCACGCCCGCUUCCUCCUACUCCGACCCCGGCGUCAACGCACUUGGCUUCCGCAACGGCUCCGAAGGCACGCCGCAGCCGCUAGCGUGGUAUCGCGAAGGCUCGCUGCUCGAUGUGCCCGCGCAAGGCACGCUGGGAGGCGGACUGGAUGAUUAUCAAGGAGGCCCGAGCCCGAGAGGUGGGAGCGGAAGGAGCUUUUAUACCAGCUUGGGACACGAUGAGGGCACUUGGCAGGUGCGCACAGUCCCCUGUCUCCCGAUCUCCUCUUGCCUCCUAGCACGAAAGCUGACGAAGCACUGCGAGCCCAGAUGCCCGUCUUUCAAUCGCACAUCGCAGGCGCGAUCGAAUGGCUACUUGCUUCUGCGUCGCUCAACUCUUCCACUUCUGCUUCGUCUUCUUCCACUCAACCGCGAGGCACGACGAGCGGCAGCGGCGGCGGCGGUGGAAGCAGUACAGCAGCUGCACCGGCGUCGACUACCACAGGCGCCUCCUCGAGCGCGGGCACGCUCAUGCGCGCGACGGACGCAAGGGUCCUCUUCAUCGCGGCGCUGGUAGCGGCGUGGCACGCAUGUGAUUCAUAGCCUCUUAUGCAACACUUGUCACGCGCGAUGAGGUGCGUGUGGACACCGUGGAUUAGAAGGAGAUGAUGAGGCACAAGGGGGUGUGGGAGGGUUUGAUGGAAGGAUAAAGGGGAAUGUGUUCGUUCCUUUGUUGUUGCGAAGCGUAG